Molecule: messenger RNA, 1189 nt
Organism: Poeciliopsis prolifica (blackstripe livebearer)
Lineage: Eukaryota; Metazoa; Chordata; Actinopteri; Cyprinodontiformes; Poeciliidae
Exons: 6
Coding region: 78-1169 (363 amino acids)
Source: RefSeq, a predicted model, not a curated record
AAAUUUCGCAGUGUUAAAUAUGCUGUGUUAAAAUUGAUUGACUCUUUCAGAGCUAAUACAACAACAGACUGAGUAUAAUGCCACCUAGUGUUGGUGUAAAUUUCCAGAGUGUAUUCUCGUCGUGUCAAUUUGACUCUGACAAGCUCCGCCCACCUCCUCCUCUCAAACCAACAAGUCUAACCGUUGUGUGGACGCCAUUUUUCUCCUGCUCGAACGACUGCGGAACCAUGUUGAUUAAAACAAGACUUGGCGAGCUGCAAAAAUUUGUCCGACUAACGGAGCCGAAUCUGAAGGAGUUUUUGACAGCAGCAUCAUCCGAAGAAGGAUCUUGUCAACAAGGGCUUGGAGGACCAGCUGCUAGACGAGACACCAAGUUUGUUCCAGAGACUGUCCUGAGUGAAGAAGAGUGCAAGGAAGCCAUCGCACUGAUUAAGCAUUCAGCUGAUGAGGACAAAAUCAAGAAGAUGAAGCUCACAUUUGACUUCCGGCGCAACAUGGUCCUUGACUCCCAACGGUCAAGCAACAUACUCUCUGUCUUUCCACGUUUCAAAGAUGUCAAAGGCUUGGUGGAGCAGGAUUUUGUCCUGAUGUUUGGAGAAGAUGUGUCUGGCAAGUUUCUGGAAAAAUGGACGACCACGUUCAAGAGAAAGAUCAUCCAACAAUGCAGGGAGCUUCCAACCACCAGUGACCUUGAAGAACUUCUCCUGGCAGCUGAUACUCCUGAGGAUAGCACUGAAGUGGAUAAUGACAUGAGUUGGGACAGUGACCUCUCAUCGAUUUUGCUGCUGCUACACCUGAUUCCCCCCUCUGCCUUGGGUCGUAAGAGACCAGGGAAGGUAUCUGCCUCCCAAGCAGAGAAGCGUCUUGUGGUCUUCAAGAAGACAGGAACCAACAUCCAAGAACAUCUUGAUGCCAUCACGACGAGCACACAACCCUAUCUCCUUGCUGUGGGAUGGAGGAAGAAAGUAGCCCACCAGUUCUUCAUCAUCCUUGACAAGAAUGCCAUUGCUUGCAGGUCAACAUCCUCUCUUGGUGCUUUUGAUGAACUGUUUAAGGCACAUUAUGUGUUUGCCACAACAUACAUGUUCAUGGUUACUUGGAUGGAAAAACUCUUUGCCUUAAAUGUACUCUGUCAACUUCGAGCCGUCAAUGGGAUGUACACCAUGUGAUGUUACUGUGACAAAAGUUA